This is a messenger RNA of Ctenopharyngodon idella (grass carp), 2069 nucleotides long. It is a transcript of the gene slc25a19, whose product is annotated as solute carrier family 25 member 19. Gene Ontology annotation, molecular function: thiamine transmembrane transporter activity. Lineage: Eukaryota; Metazoa; Chordata; Actinopteri; Cypriniformes; Xenocyprididae. Bases 277 to 1218 code for a protein of 313 amino acids. The record is from RefSeq and is a predicted model, not a curated record. The transcript is spliced from 7 exons. Gene Ontology annotation, biological process: thiamine pyrophosphate transmembrane transport. Gene Ontology annotation, cellular component: mitochondrial inner membrane.
UGUGAAAUCAAACACGGUCAGUAAAUACAGUCGCGCGGUGCUGUCAUUGGUCUGUGUGCUGUCCUGCCGAAAUUAUGAGGGGAACAUGAGGUGUCCUCUAACAUCGUACUGCUGCCAUGCACUCAUAAGAGAUCAUCAGAAAAAGCAGAUUCUGCCGAGGAACUCGGUGCACACAAAAGUGCGCACAAGUAAGUUGUCAUCCAUCCACAUCAAUGUCAUGAAAUGCUCUUCUCCCCAAUGCACCAGCUGUGUUUGUGACACACGACCUGGGCAGGAAUGGUGGGAUAUGAUCCUAACGCCCCCAGUUCGGCUCUUACCCCGGAGGAAGCUGCCCUGGCCGGGUCAGCGGCAGGCAUGGUCACCCGUGCCCUCAUCAGCCCUCUGGAUGUCAUCAAAAUCAGGUUUCAGUUGCAGAUCGAGCAGGUGUCCUGGAGGAAUCAGCAGGGGAAGUACUGGGGUUUAUGGCAGGCCACACGCUGCAUUCUGACCGAGGAAGGACUUCCUGCUUUCUGGAAAGGACACAUUCCUGCCCAGCUGCUGUCUGUGUGUUAUGGGGCAGUUCAGUUUGCGAGUUUCGAGGCCUUGACAGAGCUGGUCCAUAAGAAAACCCCCUAUAACAGCCAGACCCCAGGAGUUCAUUUCUUCUGUGGCGGUUUAGCCGCCUGCUCCGCCACUGUUGCCUGCCAGCCGCUGGAUACCCUCCGCACACGCUUCGCUGCCCAGGGCGAACCCAAGGUGUAUCGUAACCUCAGACAUGCGGUCGGCACAAUGUUUCGCUCUGAGGGGCCCUUCACCUUCUACAGGGGCCUCACACCCACGCUUGUGGCGGUGUUUCCUUACGCAGGCCUGCAGUUUUUCUUUUAUAAUAUCCUGAGGAAACUUCUGGCGCACCAGGACGCCAAAUCUAAAGGAGGUUUACACAGUCUCAUCAGUGGCAGUUGCGCUGGAGUCAUCAGUAAAACUCUCACAUAUCCUUUCGACCUGAUUAAAAAGAGACUUCAAGUGGGUGGAUUUGAAGUGGCCAGGAUGCAGUUUGGACAGGUGCGGACAUAUCAUGGGUUUGUAGACUGUGUGAUGAGGAUCGGCAGAGAGGAAGGUCUACGGGGUUACUUUAAGGGACUCUCUCCUAGUCUCCUGAAGGCCGCUUUCUCCACAGGCUUCACCUUCUUCUGGUACGAGUUCUUCAUCAAUGCCAUUGUGAGCCUCAAGAGCAGUUAGUUAGCAAACAGACAGACCUCCUUGAGAGACAUUUUAGAUCAUCAGAUCCGAUGGAACUCAACGUGUUUUACGGUGUGUACUGUAGAUGUAUUAGGAUGUGCAGUGAAGAUGAACCAGGAGCUGCUCUCAGAAUUACAGGCACCGAGUCAGGAGCUGUUUUAUCACACUAGAAAGAUAUUUUUACCUCUGACUUGCUCCACUAAAGCCUAAACCGAACAAUCAGCUGAAAUGUUCUCCAUUUACACGUAAUGGUGAGCUCUACCUCUUGUCUCUCUCGACUGGAGACUAGAAAACCAUUGUUAAUAAUUUGUAAUAAUGUCUGUGUAUUUUGUUUGCACUCUGCAUGAGGGUCUAUUUUAUUGUUUGUUUGUUUUUAAACAUAACACUGGAAAUCAGAAUGUUUUAACUUAUAGUUUUUACUGUUUUGCAUUUAAAAACCACAUACCAAGAAUGGUGCAUAAAAUAUUAAAUAGUCUGGUUACAAAUAGUUUUAUUUCAUGUGUUUUAUGUCAUUAAGGUUUUCAAAUGGUGAAUGGUCAAAAUAUUUUAUGGAUGAAUUUGAAGAAAAAUGGUUCCAUUCAGAUUUUAUGUACCAUAUUAAGAUCGUUUGGAAGAGUUUGAAUCUCCAUGUUUCCUGUUACUCUGGCUUUAUUUAUGCCCAUAUAUCUUUUUAUUGCACUUCCUUUCUGACAAUAGUAAAACCAACUCAUGUAAGGUUCAUAUUAGUGGUUGUGCUUGACAUCUGUGUACUCCUGUGUAAAACACAUAUUUGUCAUAUUAGGGCAAAUAAAUGGGUGACAAUAAAAAUAAAAAACAACUAUUUUUAUAAUAAAAGUAUUUUAUUCUGGUUA